This is a messenger RNA of Megalops cyprinoides (Indo-Pacific tarpon), 1139 nucleotides long. RefSeq names its product cathepsin L1-like. Gene Ontology annotation, biological process: immune response. Gene Ontology annotation, cellular component: lysosome. Bases 12 to 1037 code for a protein of 341 amino acids. Gene Ontology annotation, molecular function: cysteine-type endopeptidase activity. The transcript has 7 exons. The record is from RefSeq and is a predicted model, not a curated record. NCBI's taxonomy places the organism in Eukaryota, Metazoa, Chordata, Actinopteri, Elopiformes, Megalopidae.
ACAUCUGUGCAAUGGAAGGGACUGUGGUGGUGCUCAUAGUGUUGGCUGCCGGGAUUCCUGUCCUACAUGCAGCAGAUCAUGCUUUGGACGCUGCAUGGGAGGACUGGAAGAGUCUGCAUGGGAAAACCUACACUGAGGACUCAGAGGGCCACAGGAGAAUGAUCUGGGAGGAAAACCAUCGCUUCAUCCAGCAGCACAACUUGGAGGAGGCACAGGGGAAACACAGCUACAAGCUGGGGAUGAACCAUUUUGGUGAUCUGACUCAGAAGGAGUUCCAAAAGAUGAUGCUGGAUUUUAACUUGGCCUCUAUGGCAGACACUUCACUCCCUGUGUGGAACGGCAGUGUGCUGCAAGCCCCAACUGAGGUGGACUGGAGUAAAAAAGGGUAUGUGACUCCUGUGAAGAACCAGGGCCGGUGCGGCUCGUGCUGGGCCUUCUCUAGUACUGGAGCCCUUGAGGGUCAGGUGUUCAAGAAGACAGGCAAGCUCAUAUCCCUGAGUGAGCAGCAUCUGGUGGACUGCAGCAGAAAAUAUGGAAACCACGGCUGCAACGGAGGUCUGAUGGAUCGGGCUUAUAAAUACAUCAAGGACAAUGGCGGGAUUGCCUCUGAGGAAGGCUACCCUUACAAGGCUAAGGAUGAAUCUUGCAAAGCACAAAAUGCUGAAAAAGUAGCCACUUGCACGGGGUACACCAAGCUGCGCAGAGGGGAUGAGGGAUCACUCAGAGAUGCUGUGGCUUCCAUCGGUCCAGUCGCUGUUGCUCUAAAUGCUGGUCUUAGAUCCUUCCAAUUCUACAAAUCCGGAAUUUAUUAUGAUCGAAGAUGCUCUAGAAGAAUUAACCAUGCUGUGUUAGCAGUGGGAUAUGGUGAAUCCCUCUAUGAAACCAACAAGAAUGACCUAACACGUCGUGCCACUAAAUUCUGGCUUCUGAAGAACAGCUGGGGAACUGGUUGGGGAAACCAGGGCUACAUGCGAUUGGCUAGAGACAAAAGAAACCUUUGUGGAAUCGCUAAUUAUUCAGUUUAUCCAAAGGUAUGAGAGGCCUGUGGACCAAUGAAAAGUAAAUGAAUCCACAGACAAAGCAAGGUGACAGUGAGAUCAGGGAUGUUGAAAUUGAUUUAACAAUCAGCAUUUGCAGAG